Molecule: messenger RNA, 678 nt
Organism: Alternaria postmessia
Lineage: Eukaryota; Fungi; Ascomycota; Dothideomycetes; Pleosporales; Pleosporaceae
Exons: 6
Coding region: 1-678 (225 amino acids)
Biological process (GO): regulation of transcription by RNA polymerase II; chromatin remodeling
Cellular component (GO): NuA4 histone acetyltransferase complex; Swr1 complex
Molecular function (GO): histone binding
Source: RefSeq, a predicted model, not a curated record
AUGCCUGACGUCAAGCGAUGGGUCAAGCUCGUCACCCACCAGAAGCCCAUCGCGGAGCCUUCGCCCGUUGAGGGCUACCCCAUGCGAUCAUGGAGCAUAGAGAUCUGGCUGCUAGAUGACCAGGGCAACGAGGUCAUGCCUAACGUCUUCGAGAAGGCUGUUUACAAUCUGCAUCCUUCAUUCGAGAAGAACAAGCACAUCAUCAAGAAGCCGCCGUUCCGCAUCGACGAGAAGGGUUGGGGUGAAUUCGACAUGACCAUCGUACUGACCGCCAUUGGCAAGGGCGGCGACCACACGCUCGACCACGACCUAAACUUCCAGGCAGAGCGCUACGAGGCCAAGCACCAAGUCACUUUCCGUAACCCCAAGCCCGAGCUACUCGCCCUCCUCGCAGAGUCCGGCCCCGCCGAAGCAAACGGAAUGCGCAACAAGGACCAGGCCAAGAAGAAGAACCGAAGGGACAAGAACGUGGACAUGGAGAAGCUUGCCGAUGGUCUGCAGAAGCUGGGCGAGGAUGAUCUUCUACACGUCGUCACCCUGGUACACGACAACAAGACUAGCGAGACGUACACUAAGAACGACGUUGAGAAUGGCGAGUUCCAUGUCGACCUCUAUACUCUACCCGAUUCCCUCGUCAAGAUGCUCUGGGACUUUACGGCGAGCAAGGUCGAAUUAUAG